AUGCAUGGCAACAAAUUUCACACAAACUUCAUCUCCCUUCUCUUCAUCCUCAUCUUCCCUAACCUCCCUUUCUCCACAUCCGAAAUCCGAACCGUUCAAAUAUCGUCCGAUGAUCGGGCCUUCAUCCUCCUCCAAGAUUUCGGGUUCAAAAGCCCGGGAUUCAUCUCCCUAUCCGUCUCAUCCUUUUCAAUCAACGACCCAAAUUCCUCCGCCACGCCCACUCGACUCUCCUUCAUGGGCUUCUUCUACGGGCCCAGCCCGGCCCGCCCCGCCCUCAUCCUAGCCCUCCUCAAAGGCUCCUGCAUUUUGGGAAGCCCGUUCGUUUUCCCGAUCCUCAAGCUCGGCGAGAAGCCCGUCGGGCUCAAGAAAACCGUACCCGUCACCAUCCCCGAUUUAUACUACAUUUUCUUCGUCAACUGCGCCAAAAAUUCUUCGGUCUCGAUGACCGUCGAUUUGGAGUCGUACAAUCUCGGCGAAGGCCGGCGAGACUAUUCCGACGAGCACCUCGCCGAUCUCCCGAGGGGCGUUUUCGUCUUUUCGCUCGUUUUCUUCGUUUUCGUUCUCGCGUGGUCGCACGCUUGCGUCGUGUACAAGCGUUUUCUCAACCGAAUCCACAUCUUGAUGGCCUUUUUACUCUUCUCGAGAUUCUUGGAGCUCGUUUGCUACGCGAACUCCCUUUAUUCGAUCCGACAAACGGGCUCGGCCCGUUUUUGGAAUUUUUUGUGGCUCGGUUUUUAUUUCUCGAGAAGCGUGCUCUUCGCGCUCGUCGUCGUGCUUAUCGGCUCCGGGUGGUCGAUUUACCGUCCCGUCCUUCAAGACUUCCACAAACAUGUCGUCUCGACCGCGGUUUCCCUCCAAAUCUCGUCGAGCGUCUGUUUCGUCCUGAUGCGGGCCUUCGGCCCAUCGAGCGGGAGCUACAAGAAUUGGGCCGUCUCGUAUUACACGCUCGAUUUCUUGUGCUGCGUCGCGAUGGUUCUUCCCGUUUUUUCGGAGGGCAGCGAUCGUUCGGGCGUGGGGCCCGCGGGCUCGAAAACGGAAGGAAAAGAGGCGAAGGCGUUGGUGCACGAGAGGGUGUUUGGGAAAUUCGGGCUCGCUUUGUACGGGUACGUGGGGUCCACGAGGCUCGGGAUUUUCGCGAUGAGGUGUUUUGGAGGGCACGGGAUUUGGUACGCGACGAUUGUUUUGGAAAUGACGGUCGGGCUCGCUUUUUAUCUCGUUGUGUAUUGUAUGUUCUGGCCGAACGAGAAGUCGUACGAUUAUGUUGCGCCGGAUAGUAAGGAGGGUGAGAUUAGCGUUGCGAUUUUGCCCGGUGUAUAG
Molecule: messenger RNA, 1317 nt
Organism: Striga asiatica
Lineage: Eukaryota; Viridiplantae; Streptophyta; Magnoliopsida; Lamiales; Orobanchaceae
Source: the annotation of a GenBank genome assembly